Rattus norvegicus (Norway rat) is the source of this 5797-nucleotide messenger RNA. The record is from RefSeq and is a predicted model, not a curated record. NCBI's taxonomy places the organism in Eukaryota, Metazoa, Chordata, Mammalia, Rodentia, Muridae.
GGAGGUUGUGUGACCUUUAACAGGAGUCACCUAAGACAAUCAGAAAACACACAUGUCUAACACUGAGAUUCAUAACAGUAGCAAAAUUACAGUUAUGAUGUAGCAAUGAAAUAAUUUUAUGGCUGAGGGGUACCACAACUUGAGUUACUAUAUUAAUGGGUCACAGUAUGAAGACUAUCCUUUUAAGGGAAAGUGGAGAGAAUAGAAAGAAAAAGAAAAGAAAAGAAAAGAAAAGAAAAGAAAGAUGGAAGGAAGUAAAGAAAGAAAGAAAGAAAGAAAGAAAGAGAGAGAAGAGAGAGAGAGAGAGAAAGACAGAGAGAGAGAGAGAGAGAGAGAGAGAAAUGGUGGUAUAGACCUGACUCUCUUGCAGUAUUGUUAGGGAAAAUCACGUGGAGACAUUCAGCUGUGUGAGUGAGAGGGAAGAUACUCACCCUGUAGAUUCUAUGACCUCAUAAUGGCCUUGCACUAUUACAUCAUCACAUCUUGCCUAGCAAGUCAGUGUGGUUUUUGAUUGGCUGGAAGUCCUGCUUCACAGGGAGGGACGCUAUGCUUUGUCUUGUCAUCCUGGUCAAAAACCUGGCAUUGGGAAAGGUUAUUGGCCCUGGAAUGGAACCUGCUCUUGUUAUUUUGCCUAAAUGAUUGAAUUGUCUUCCAAAUAUUUCUGCUUAAUACCCAUAGAUCCAUGGGAAAAGUUCCUGUAGGGGAGAGCAGUCGAUGGCAAAAUAUAGAACUGUUCAGAGUACUGAGAAUAAGAGAGUAGGUGCUCAGCUCUGUAGGACAGCCAAUCAAUCACAGCAGCACCAAGAUUCAGGGACCAUCUUGGAAAAGGAAGAAUGCAAAUUGAGAGGCUGAGGAGGAGUGCUUGAAAUGCUUUCUGGACCUGGCAUGGCUGACUAUCACAAUCAUGAACUCACAACAGUUCUGUGGUUACCUGCAUAAGAUCUACCUAAGAUCAAGCCAGACAAAACGGUAGCAUUGAUUGAGUAGACAAUCUCCUCUUACUGAGGUGUUAUUGGCAGUGGGUAGUUGUCAAGGAAGGGUAAGUUACUCUAUUUGGAGGAUGUGUCCACUGAUCCAUUUCCCAUGAUCUAUUGGAUUUCCCUUUCUCAUGCACAUAUAGGCAGCAUUAACUGUAGCUAGUGGAUAUGGUGGUUUCCUUAGACUCACCAAAUGUUCCCAUUUGGUCACCAGUUGGUGGCAUUGCUUGGGGAGUUUGAGGAGGUACAGCCUUGUUAGAAGAAGUAUGUGCAGAAGAGCGAGUGCUGGCUUUGAGAGUAGGUAGAGUUCACUUGUUUAUCCUAGGGGUUGAAGUGGUCUCGAAGCUUCCUCCCCUGGCCCCUGCACACCCCUGCUCUUCUUCUCCUUAUGCACUCUUACUGUGGAACCAUAAGGCCAAAUAAAUGCUUCCUUCUAUUCAGUUGCCUUGGCCAUGGUAGCUCAUCAGAGCAAUGAGAGGGUAACUACUACAGUAAAUCAUAAUAAUAUAAAAAGAAGUGAAGUUGGAAUGGGCCCUGUUAGGGGGACAAAGAGAGGGGAAAUGGUAGGGUAGAUAAUGUUCCAUUGCAUACUUCUAUGCCAAGUCUUAAAAGUAAGGAGAUGAGUGCAGAUGCUAUAAAAUUAAAAUAAUGGCUUUCUUUUACCCCGCACUAGAUCUGCACUAGAUCUGGCACCAUAGUGCCCCAAGACAUCUAGAGGAUGUCUUCAUCUCAGUCAGCAAAGCGCUUCACCCACUCCGCUCUAUCCCAUAUCACACUGCCUAUGGCUACUCUCUGAGCCUGGCAACAAUCUCUACCCAUCUAGUUCCCAAGGCAGGCUGCCACCAUGCCAGACAUACACAUCCCAAUUCCAUGGCAGCCCAGUGUCUCCAGCCACCACAAACUCUCUUGAAUUCAAUUAAAUCACCACAUGAAAGAACACACAACACAAUAACUCUGAUCCAACUGAUAAGAUAUAAUUGCCCACCUAAACAUACAAAGCCCUGUACACAGCCAUCCCUUAAGAACAUUCAUAACGACCUGUAAACGUGCAGAGAGGAAUCUUAACAUCAGCCUCCAUGCUCUCUCCACUGCUUCUUCCUUCUCACUCCAGUCUCCUCCUCCUCUCUAAAACUUUUUUCCUGCCUAUCCUUCCUUCUUGUCCAAUGACAGGCCUCAUUCUAUUUUGACCUGCCUACACCUGCGUGAUAGCAUCAUCCUACAGGGCACCACAGCGGCAUAAAUUUGGUGGGAGUAACCAACCAAUAUCUGAUUCAAGUUAAGGCCACUCCAUGAAAUGGAACCCAUCCCAACACUGCUAGGUGCCUAGGAUCCUAAGGCAAUGCAGCUCAGGGAUCUAGGAGAAAACCAUCUACCACUGUUCUGCUAAAACAAUGUGACCAUAAAAUGACUCCUACAUCCAUAGAUCUGUGCCUUGCUAAGCUGUGCCAGAAGCUUCCUCAGCAGAUGGGGAACAAUACAGAGACUCAUGUCCAAACAAUAUGAAGAGAGAGAUUUUUUUGAAACACCAAGCCUGAAAGGGAUUUCUCCAUCAACUCCUUCUCCUCAGGCCUCAGGGAGCUCUGCAGAAGAGGAGGCAGAAAGAUUGUAAGAGCCAGAGGGGAUGAAGGACACCAAGAAUCAAGGUCUUCUAGAUACAAGAUCGGAGCCCAUAUGAAUUCAGAGACUCCUGCAGCAUGCACAGAGCCUACAUCAGCCUGCACCACAUGGGGUCCUAGAGCUGAAGAGAAAUAGGCACAUGCCCUCAUCCCUGUCACAGAAACUCUCACCUAUGGAUAGACACUUGCAAACAAAAUGAGUUUUCUCUAAGGGAGACUCCUAGGGGAAACAAACCACGCUUUGGGAUAGGCCUCAUGCCCAGCAGUAGAUGAACAAACAGCACAAUGCUAUCUCAGUGGGGGAUCGGAGAGAUGGCUCAGCAGUUAAGAGCACUGGUUGCUCUUCCAGAGGUCCUGAGUUUGAUUCCCAGCAACCACAUGGUGGCUCGGUAAUGGGAUCCAAUGCUCUCUUCUGGUGUGUCUGAAGACAGUGACAGUGUACUCAUAUAUAAAAUAACUAAAUCUCAAAAAAUAUUUUUAAAAAUUAUCUCAGUGAUGUCUUCAGAGAUUCUCUGUCUCAAAAUGUCAGGGCUUUUUUUUUUUUUUUUUUUUUUUAACUUACAGGUCCUUUGCGGAAGUAUUAUGGUUUCUGGUCUUGAAUUUGUAUAUGAUUCCUCUCUUCCCUGUCUGUCUCUCUGUCUCUCUGUAUCUCUCUCUGUAUCUCUGUCUCUGUCUGUCUGUCUGUCUCUGUCUCUGUCUCUCUGUAUCUCUCUCUGUAUCUCUGUCUCUGUCUGUCUGUCUCUGUCUCUGUCUGUCUGUCUCUCCCUCUCUCUCUCUCUCUCUCUGUCUCUCUCUCUCUCUCUCUCUCUCUCUCUCUGUGUGUCUGGAUCUAUGUGUUUCUUGUGUUUUUUCUUCACCUCUUUUUCUUUUUGGUCACUGUGUCAUAUGCUGAUAUGUUUGAUUUAUUUUUAUUUGUAUUAUUAUUCCUUAAAUGCCUGUUUCCCCCCUUAGGGAGAGAUAGAAAGGGUGUGACUUUGAAUGGGAGGGUAAGUGGGAAGGAACUGGGAGAAGUGGGGGAGGGAAAACCAUAACGAGAAUAUAUUAUAUGAAAAAAUAUAUUUUCAAUAAAAAGAAAACCUUCUAGGGAAUCUAAACAAAGGGUCCUAAGCUGACGAGUCACGAGGUCAGCUCUCUGCUGUCAUUACUUUCUAUGGUGGGAUUUCCGAGGGCAGGGGCUUCAAUCUCAGGUUUAAGGAUGAAAGCAGGGGCAUCCAUCUCUAGCUAAUUCAGUUGAUUUUAUCUCAGCACACAUAUCCUAAGCACUUCCCCAGGGCAAGGCUGACCGACAUUUUUAUUAGCAAUAAUCUCUGCCUUCUUCUGAUUAUCUGGAGAUUUAAGACCACAUAAUCACCCUCCGCGUCAGAGGUGGGGGGGGGGGGCGGGGAGAACUGGCUAAGAGGCCCAAAUCCCUCCUAACGCUUGCUUCUUCCCUAUCAGCAAGAUUAGAGCACUCAAGUCUCUCUGCCACUAAGUAUUCAGAUCUGGCAGGCUAGCCUGGACUUUUUCAGGCCAGGAGAAAGAGCAGCUUUGAGAGUAAUGCCUGGGGCCCCAGUCUGCUGGUCUCUCUAAAACAGUACAGGGCAGUGAACGCUAGAGACAGGCAAGGGGUCUGACUCCGAACGCCAUGCUGAAACAGAGCACCGAGAGGAGAUGGUCCUUGAGCUACAAGCUCUGGAAUACCUCAGAGACUGAGGAUGUGCCCAACACUGGAAGCAACCAACACCGUAAGAGCAUCUGCUCCAUGGGAGCCCGCACUGGCUCUCAGGCCAGCAUCGCACCACAGUGGACCGAGGGCAACUACAAUUACUACAUCGAGGAAGAUGAGGACUGCGGGGAGGAGGAGGAUUGGAAGGAUGAUCUUGCUGAAGAGAACCAGAAGCCCGAGGGCCCCCCAGCUCCACUGGAUGGCCACACUGACACUCCAACCCAGCUGUCUACGCUAAAAGUAAACGUAGGCGGCCACAGCUAUCAGCUGGAAUGCUGUGAGCUGGCCAACUACCCCAAAACGCGCCUGGGUCGCCUGGUCACCUCCACCAGCCGCAACUGCCAGCUGGGCCUGUGCGAUGACUACGAGGCAAAGACUGACGAGUACUUCUUUGACCGUGACCCGGCGGUCUUCCAGCUCAUCUACAACUUCUACACAUCAGGGGUGUUGCUGGUGCGAGACGAGCUGUGUCCACGAAGCUUCCUGGAGGAGCUGGGCUACUGGGGCGUGAGGCUCAAGUACACGCCACGCUGCUGUCGCAUCUGCUUCGAGGAGCGGAGGGACGAACUGAGCGAGCAACUGAAGAUCCAAAGGGAGCUGCGUGCGCAGGCGCAGGCCGAGGAGGCCGAGGAACUCUUUCGGGACAUGCGCUUCUAUGGACCACAGCGUCAGCGCCUCUGGAACCUUAUGGAGAAGCCCUUCUCUUCCGUAGCCGCCAAGGCCAUGGGGGUGGCCUCCAAUCUCUUCGUCCUCAUCUCCGUAGUGGCCCUGGCGCUCAACACGGUGGAGGAGAUGCAGCACCAGGCGGAGCAGGGCACAGGUGGUGGGGACCCCAGGCCCAUAUUGGAGCACGUGGAGAUGCUGUGCGUGGCUUUCUUCACUCUGGAGUUCCUGCUGCGCCUCGCCUCCACCCCCAACCUGCGGCGCUUUGCACGCAGCGCCCUCAACCUGGUGGACCUGGUGGCCAUUCUGCCUUUCUACCUGCAGCUGCUGCUGGAGUGCUUCACGAGCGAGGACCAGAGGCAUGGCAAGGGCUCCCCACGGGAACACGACCUGGAGACCGUGGGCCGUGUGGGCAAGGUGGGCCAGGUCCUGCGCAUCAUGCGCCUCAUGCGCAUCUUCCGCAUCCUCAAGCUAGCCCGCCACUCCACAGGUUUGCGGGCCUUCGGCUUCACGCUGCGCCAGUGCUACCAGCAGGUUGGCUGCCUGAUGCUCUUCAUCACUAUGGGCAUCUUUUCCUUCUCUGCAGCGGUCUACUCGGUGGAGCACGACGUGCCUGGUACCAACUUCACCAGCAUCCUCCAUGCCUGGUGGUGGGCUGCGUGGCAAGGUAACAAACUCCAAACAUCCCACCCUCAGGACCACAGUCCACAGUGGAGAUUUGGAUUCUCACAAGCACUCCCAAGUAAAUCCACUCUUCCUGAACCCACCACUGCUCUUCUUCCUAAGAAUAAAAGGAAUAUGCAUAUGGCUGGUGAGUAAUUGUACAUCUGUGACCC